This is a messenger RNA of Cajanus cajan (pigeon pea), 1637 nucleotides long. RefSeq names its product DegP protease 1 (gene DEG1). Lineage: Eukaryota; Viridiplantae; Streptophyta; Magnoliopsida; Fabales; Fabaceae. Gene Ontology annotation, molecular function: serine-type endopeptidase activity; protein binding. Gene Ontology annotation, biological process: proteolysis. The record is from RefSeq and is a predicted model, not a curated record.
AACCACCACAAACAACAUUCCCAACCAUUCAGCAUAACAGCCAUCCUUUGGUCUGUCCAACCAAAACAAAACAAUGGCCACCACUUCUUGUUCACUCAUUUCCUCACUCUUCCCUUCUCCUUCUUCCCCUUCUCCAUUCCCUCGCUCCCCAAACCCCAAACCCACCAUAAUUCACCUUUCAAAGUCCCUCAAUCUCCACACACCCACCCUCUUCCUCCUACGCCCUUCAACACAAACACAAACACUAACACUAACACUAACACCCCUUCUCCCCAAACUCACUAUUCCCAAAUCUCUUCUUCUUCUAUGCACUUCCCUCGCUCUCUCCUUCACUCUCUUCCUCUCCGACGCCGACUCCGCCGCCGCCUUCGUCGUGAACUCGCCGAGGAAGCUGCAGACCGAUGAGCUCGCCACCGUCAGACUCUUCCAAGAAAACACGCCCUCCGUCGUCUACAUAACCAACCUUGCUGUCAAGCAGGAUGCGUUCACGCUGGACGUGUUGGAGGUUCCCCAGGGAUCAGGGUCUGGCUUUGUUUGGGAUAAGGAGGGUCAUAUUGUGACCAAUUAUCACGUUAUCCGUGGUGCCUCUGAUCUCAAGGUCACUCUUGCUGACCAGUCAACUUAUGAUGCCAAAGUUGUUGGUUUUGAUCAAGACAAGGAUGUAGCUGUGCUGCGUGUUGAGGCACCAAAGGACAAACUCAGGCCUAUACCUAUUGGGGUCUCUGCUGACUUGCUUGUUGGGCAGAAGGUUUAUGCUAUCGGGAACCCGUUUGGACUUGACCACACUCUGACAACUGGUGUCAUCAGUGGACUUCGGCGAGAAAUUAGUUCUGCUGCAACUGGUCGUCCAAUUCAAGAUGUUAUACAGACAGAUGCAGCAAUUAAUCCUGGUAACAGUGGAGGGCCUCUCUUAGAUAGUUCUGGAAACCUCAUUGGGAUAAAUACGGCUAUAUAUUCCCCAUCUGGUGCAUCCUCUGGUGUUGGAUUUUCUAUUCCAGUGGACACUGUAAGUGGUAUUGUUGACCAAUUGGUGAAGUUUGGGAAGGUUACAAGACCUAUUUUAGGGAUUAAGUUUGCUCCAGAUCAGUCUGUUGAGCAGUUGGGUGUGAGUGGAGUGCUUGUCUUAGAUGCUCCUCCCAAUGGUCCAGCUGGGAAAGCUGGCUUGCAACCAACAAAGCGUGACUCCUAUGGUAGACUCAUUUUAGGUGACAUCAUAACAUCUGUGAAUGAUAAGAAGGUUACUAAUGGAAGUGAUUUGUACAGAAUUCUUGACCAGUGUAAAGUGGGUGAUAAGGUGAUUGUGGAGGUGUUGAGAGGUGACCACAAGGAGAAAAUCCCUGUGAUUCUGGAGCCAAAGCCUGAUGAAUCAUGAUUAUAUGCAAGCAACUCACUCAUCCAUUCUAUCCUGCAUGUAUAUACAUUUUCAUUUUCAUAUGCCAGCCAGGGAAUGAAUGAAUGCAGCUGUUUUGUUGUGUGUAUUCUUAUCUUUGGUUGUAUCUUGUUUCAUAAACAGGUCCAACUGUACAUAUGUACUAUGGGACUGCCAGCUCAUCAUCCUUCAACUUUCUCACUAUUAAACUAAAUAUAAUUUGCCGCGUCUAUUUGCCCCUAUACAAAUUCACAAAAGGGGUCAUGAU